This is a messenger RNA of Knipowitschia caucasica, 1764 nucleotides long. The record is from the annotation of a GenBank genome assembly. Lineage: Eukaryota; Metazoa; Chordata; Actinopteri; Gobiiformes; Gobiidae.
AUGACGUGCUGCUAUUCGCCCAGUGGGAAGAGGACCGGUGAGACUGGUCCGGUGAGUCAGAGCCAGUUCAACCACAUGCACCAAUCCCAGACAGUGACUGCUCCACAGGGCGUCACUGCAGAACGGACCAGGACCAAGCACCGAAUUUGUCCACAGGAACAGCCUGUGCUGAAACUGUUGUUAUUGCUGGAUAAAGAGACCAAAGAGUGUUCCAAAAUGGAGGAAAAGAAGAAGAACUGGCGACUCAAGCCCAAGUUUCCAAAACUGAAGAAACUCGGCAAGAAGAACCCUCCUAAACCACCUAAAAAGCUGACCUACAGACGCAGCAUUUCUGUCCCCGACCUGCGCCAUAUCGCCAAAUUUAGCGAAGAGACUGACUCUGUCUCCAACGAGGCUCCAAGUUUUGGUGUUUCUCCAAUUCCCAGCGAUUCGGACUCUACUUCCCUGAACGAAGGUCCAAUCUUUAUGGAAACAGCCCCUGAAACUCGCCUUCGAAAUUCCGCAGAGACAAAGGCGCUAUCCGGAAACCGAAUCAGUGCCCCAGUUUUGGGUAAUUUUGAGGAUUUCGCAGAUCUUCAUAAUCUACUUGCACGAGAGCAGAUUUAUGCGCAAUCAGACAAAGACAAGCAGCCAAAGUAUACGUUUGACCCAGUUCCAGCGCCAAGAACUGUGUAUUCUAAGAACGCAUCAAGCCAAUUACCAAGAGCUGUGUUUGAGAGACAGCAAUCCACCGAAAAACCUGCAAAUGAUGCAGAUGAAGGAAGUACUCUGGCAGCAGUCAUAGCUCGUGCUAGCUCCAUGAGCGAACAAGUCAAGGACAAGUCUGACAGGAGAUCUGAAAAAGGCACUCCGUCAGUGGUGAGGAGGAAGUGUCCAAGCGCCCUGGUGCUGGAUAGCUUGGGACCACCAGUGGAAAGUGCGGACGGGACCUCACUGGGUUCUACCUCGCCCAGUGACGAGAGGCUUCCCUGGAAUACCACCGACUCAGAGGAGCAGGACAGGGAGAUGGUCACUCCUCCAGAGGGAAGUGACUUCUGUCUGGAUGAAGAGGUGACGAUGCUCUGUACCCAGCAGGAGGAAUCAAUGGAAGAAAUGCCUGAGCUGCCCAGUGAACCAUUUGACUUCAAUGAAGACAAUCUGCCUGAUAUACCAGAAGACUCUGUGUGUGCGGAGCCGCAGACCCCCGCCCCCUUCCAGAGGUACCUCCUCAACAUCACCCUCAAACAUGGACGUAACCUGGUCAUCCGGGACAAACGCUCCGGAACCAGUGAUCCUUAUGUGAAGUUCAAACUGGAAGGAAAGCAAUUCUACAAGAGCAAAGUGGUUUAUAAGAACCUAAACCCACGCUGGAAUGAGUCCUUCUCCCACGCGCUGAGGGACCGGGAGCACCUGGUGGAGCUCCGGGUGUAUGAUAAGAACCGCACUUCAGACGACUUCAUGGGCUCCAGCUCAAUUGACCUGAAAAACCUGGAGUUGUACAGAACCUAUGAGCUGGAGCUGCCACUGCACGAUCCCAAAAGCAAAGAGGCUGACAUGGGUGUGCUCAUAGCCGACGUGUGCCUCAUGUUCCGGGACGCCACCAUCAAAAGGAGCCCACGCUGGCCACAAAAGAAGCACAAGUCUAAUGAGAUGCAGAGUGAAAGAAGCGUUGUGCUGUUUGGGAUGGCAGCGCGUGGGCUUCGCUUCACACCUUUGGACCCACCACAGCUGUCACCGCGCGUCUCCUUCCGGACCGCGUUUCAUAUUAGCCCACAAAAGAACUGA